UGUUCUUUCCUUUUGGCAGAGUAAUCAGUGCGAGCUGAGCUCUUUCCCUGAAUGAAUCCAAGUAGCCCCAGUGAUUGCCUUCUGAAAUGACCAGCAGACACACAUCUGUCCAGAGGCUGUCCAGAGUAUAAAUUCUGGUUCUAAAGUACCAUGUCCAGCCAAGGAAGUCCUGGUGUGGAGUUUUCUACGACGACAGUUAGUUCAGUAGCUGUUCAGGCUGGGGACUCCAAAGUCGUGAUAGCUGUCAUAAAGUGUGGCAAGUGGGUGCAACUUCAGUUGGCUGAAUCACAGCCCAAUCUUCUAGAAAUUGGUAGCAGUCAAGAUGAGACCAAAAAACUUCUUCAUGAUCAUGAACUUCUUUUGGCCAAGCUCAAGGCUUUGGAAGAUCAGGUAUGGGAACUCUUGCAGGAAGCAGACAAGACAGCUGAAGAGAACAAGGAUCAGAGUCAGGUCUAUGAUGCCAUGGCCAACACCUUGGGUGAAGCAUGGGCAGCCCUUGUCUCCAUGCUUGAAAGAAGAAGGGAGCUCCUGAGGUUGAGCUCUGAAUUUUUUGAAAAUGCCUUGGAGUUUGCUAUUAAAAUAGACCAAGCUGAAGAUUUCCUCCAGAACACCCAGGAGUUUGAGAGUGCUGAGUCCUUAAAAUCACUUCUUCAGCUUCACGAACAUCAUACCAAAGAACUCUUAGAACGAUCUCUAACCCUUUUAAACAAAAGUCAACAGCUCACUGACUUCAUAGAAAAAUUUAAGUGUGAUGGACCUAAUGUGAAUCCUGAGUUGAUUCAGGGAGCUCAUAACAGCUGUCUGAAGAUUGACAGUCUUCUUGAACUUCUACAAGAUAGGAGACGGCAACUUGACAAGGACCUGAAGCAACAGCAGCAAGAAUUGGGUCAGGUUCUGCAGAUAUGUCAGUGGGACCAGCAAGAAAAUCAGGUUACUUGUUGGUUUCAGAAAACCAUAAGAGAUUUACAGGAACAAAGUCUAGGUUCAUCACUUUCAGACAAUGAGGAGCUAAUAUGUAAGCAUGAGGAAUUGAUAAUAAAAGCGAAGGAAUGGAAUUCUGCUGUUGAGAAGCUGGAGAGUGAUGCACUUGGGAUUCUGCUGUCUAAGGGCUACGUGGAGAAAGAGCAUCUACAGCUCUCUAACCAGAAACUGCAUCAGCUUCAAGGAGAAUGUGAUCGGCUCAUGGUGGAAAGGAAAACUUGGUUAAAAAAGGCAAAUGUUUUUUUUAACAGCGCUAAUAAGGCAUUUGAUGUACUUGGGAGAGUUGAAGCUUACCUUAAGCUCCUUAAAUCAGAGGGUUUAAGUCUGCCUGUCUUGGCAGCGAGGCAUGAGGAAUUACACAGAGAAAUUAAAGACUGCACAGCUGAUGCUUUGCAAAAGGGACAAGCCUUAAUCAGCCAAGUAGACUCCUGUAGCUCUCUGGUAACUGGAGUCCACGAGAUGAUGGGAUGCAUUCGGAGGCGAGUGGACCAACUGACCCAACAGUGUUCAGCGCACAAAGAAUUUGCUCUUAAGAAACAGCAAUUAACUGCCUUGGUGGAGGACCACCUCAAGAAGGUGGAAAUGUCAAUUCAGAAAAUCAGUCCAGUACUUUCCAGUGCAAUGGAUGUUGGUUCCAGCCUUUCUGAAUCAGGGAAGAUUUUGAGUAAAUACUUGGAACUAGAUAUGGAAACUAAGGAGACAGCACAUGAAUUAGAAGCAGCUGCAAAACUUAUGACAGAGAAAAAUGAAUUUGAACCUGACGAAGUGGCAUUGCUUUCUUCUAAAGCUGAAUGGCUAGAGGAAGAAUUAAAAAUACUUGGCCAAAGCAUCGGCUCCAGGUCACAAGUCCUGCAAACUUAUGUGGCAUUUCUGAAGUCCUCAGAAGAGGUACAGGAGCAGUGUCAGAGCCUAAAGGAGUUUUACCAAACUGAAAUCCUGCAAAAGCAAGAGGAUGAUGCUGAAGCCAAGCAUCGGUCUGACUCAGCUGAGAAGCAAUGGCAGCUAUUUUUGAAGAGGAGUUUUUUAACUCAAGACCUAGGGCUUGAGUGCCUUAAUUUAAUAAAUAUGGCAAAAAGGAAUGAAAUAUUAAAUGCGAAAAGUGAAGUGCACUUUAUGGAGAACACUAUGGAAAGCCAGAAGGCAGAAAGAGAAGAACUCAGCCACCUUCGGAUGACAUGGCAACUUAAAGCCAUUGCAAGCAAGCCUGUGAAACAGCAGUGGGGAGCAUUCAAAGAACAACUUAGAAAGACUACUUACAACUUGCAACUUCUUCAGGAAGCACUUAUGCCUGUGUCUGCUCUUGACCUUGGAGGGAGCCUCCAGACCAUUUUAGGUCUACAGAAAAAAUGGAACGAAAUGAAGCCUCAGCUCCAGCAACUGAAUGAUGAAGUUCAGUACAUUAUAAAAGAAUCAGAAGAGUUAAGUGGCAAAGGAGCCCCUAUGAAAGAGAAGUCUCAACAACUGAAGGAGCUUAUUCAUCUCCAUCAAACACAGAAAGAGAGAAUCCGAGAUUACGAGGAUAUCCUGUACAAGGUGGUCCAAUUCCACCAAGUCAAGGAAAAGCUGGGUCAUCUCAACAAAUCAAGGGAAAUGGAGUUUUUAGAAGAGCCAAAGGAUCUGGAUGAUGCCCACGAAGCCCAGGUUCACCUCAGUCACUUGCAGGAAAAGCAGGCACAUAUUGAUCAUCUCCAUAAACUGGCCCUUUCCCUGGGAGUGGAUGUCAUCUCAUCAGUGCAACGGCCUAACUGCUCUAACAUUUCUGCAAAGAACCUGCAGCAGCAGCUAGACAUCCUUGAGAGGGACCGUGUGAACUGGCGUGCCAAAGCCCAGGAGUGUGAACAGACCCUGACCCGCAGCUUGGAGUACUGCACCACAAGGGACAAGAUAAACGAGCUCAAAGAAUCAUUCAAAGAUAUCAAAAAGAAAUUCAACAAUUUAAAGUUUAAUUACACCAAGAAAAAUGAAAAAGCUCGGAACCUGAAGGCUCUUAAAUAUCAAAUUCAACAAGUUGAUGUGCAUGCUGAAAAAAUACAGGCUUUGAAAAAGAAAAUGGAAAAAGUUGAGAAUAAAACUUCUGGUUCUUUCUUAAAUUAUCCAAAUAAUAAAGUUAAUGUUCUUUUGGAAGCGAUGAAGGAUUUGCAAAAACAUGUGGAUGAGUUUGACAAAGUUGUGACAGAUUACAAGGUGAAUUUGGACCUGACGGAACACCUCCAGGAGAUGAUAGAAGAGUGUCACUUUUGGUGUGAAGAUGCAAGCGCCACAGUUGUAAGAGUUGGACAAUAUUCCACAGAGUGCAAGACAAAGGAAGCUGUGGAAAUUCUCCACCAGCAGUUCAAUAAGUAUAUCGUGCCCUCAGUGCCUCAGCAAGAAGAAAGAAUUCAGGGUAUCAGUGACCUGGCUCAGCGCUUAUAUGGUUUUGAAGAAGGGCAGAAAUAUGCUGAGAAAAUAGUAGCAAAACACAAAGAGGUUCUUGAAUCUAUCACUGAAUUAUGUGUCUCUCUCACAGAGCUUGAAGAAAAGCUGAAGCAGGGAGACAUUUUAAAGACAAAUGUAAAUUUGGAAGACUUCCAUGAUGACUUCAUCGACCUGCUAAAAGAACCAGCAAGAAAUAAGCAGACAGUAUUCAAUGAAGAAAGGAAUAAGGCACAGGUAGCAGGUGUUUGGGCCAUCAGUGGAACAGGAGAGGGUCAGCGCCCCCCGCACCUGAAGCAGCCACCCUGUGACAGAGAGGGUGCUGUCCAAGGCCGGCUCCUGCCUGCAGACAUACUUUCAGGAGAAGAAUACGAAUGCGUCUCACCUGAUGACCUCUCCUUGCCUCCACUCUCGGGAAGCCCCGAUUCCCCCCUUGCCGCGGCCGCCGUGGACGUGGAGCAGCAUGCCAGCCCUGCCCUCAGCCUUCACACAAGCAGCUACAGGAUGCAGACCGGGGCCAGCAGUGCAGGGGAGGCCCAGGAAUCGGGCAUGCCACCACCUGCUGCUUUGGCUGAUGCUUACAGUGAUAACAGAGAAACCUUUUCAAGUCAUUUUGAGAGGCCUUACCCCCAGUCCAAAGCUGAGCUCCCAUUAACCUCCCGAGGAUUUCUGGAAAAAAGUACUGCCUUCUGCAAAAUCAGUGCUAAACAUCCAGAGAGCAUGCCGAGUGAAGUGCAUGAGAGAGCUUCACAGCAGCACCCUCAGGCUCAGGGAAGUUUGCUAGAAACACAGGAGAAAGUGCAUGUUGAUAAUAACAUCACUAAAACCCGAGACAGGCUGCAUGCUUCCCAGGAUGCAUUCUCAGGCCUUGGGUUUCGAUCAGGCCCCAGCCGGGCCUAUCAGAGGCAGAUGGUCCCCCAAGAGGAGAUUAAAUGUACAUCAGCAAAGAACACGGUGGUCAGCCUCGCUGGCCAGGCUCCUAAUUUCUCCAGGCUCCUGUCUAAUGUAACUGUCAUGGAAGGUUCUCCAGUGACUUUGGAAGUUGAAGUAACAGGAUUUCCAGAGCCUACACUGACAUGGUGGGUAGCUUAUAAUGACAAGUCAUAAACGCAUUGAAUGACUGAGCAAAUCAUUCUAUGUGCACUAACUUAAAGGUGUAGGGAUAGCUUAUUAAUAUUCUGUAACACUGCAACUGUGCAUGAUUCAACCUCACACCAACCCCCAGUUCUCCCUGUAGGCACAACAUGGCUAAUACCCAGAAGAAGCAAAAGGAACCACAUAAAAUAAUAACUUACCCAACUCCAAAAGCACUGCAACUUAACUGCACUCUUUUGUGGGGUUUUUUGUUUUGUUUUAUUUUUCCUAUUAGUUUAACAUUCCACAUUUCUGAAGAUUUUGGGUUGAAAUUGUUUCCUAUUGCUUAUUUCUGCAUAAGCAUGACAUUUCUUAGCUUAAUAUCCCGUAUUCGAUUAAAAAACAUAAGAAUUUGGGUUUUCCCCUUUUCUUUCAUUUACCCAUUUCAUCUUCUCCCUCUUCCUAACAGAGUCACACAUCACUUUUGUAAUAUUUGUUUGUUUCACUAAGAUUUCUUUCUAUAAAUUUCUUCAGUGUGAAAGAUGGAAUAAAAAUAUUUCUUUCACAGUUGCUCCCAGUGACAGGUAAUAAACCCAUUUUUGAAAGGUGGUGUAAUAACUGAGCUGUGAACAAUAGGAUUUCCCUCUGGAGACAUCAUUAUUUUUUAGCAUAUUUGUUUUAAUAGAAAGUAAACUGCAGAAUACAGGUUUUGAAUCACUGUUAUUUUAAAAGUAGUUCUCACUUUCUUACUACGUGGGUUGCUUCUAAACAUUUAGAAAUUUUUCAUCUGUAAGUAGAUUUAUCUGAGGACAAAGUUACAAAUUUGUGAGACUGAGUUCAUACUCAUAAACUAAGAUAAGUAAAACAGCAUUUACUUAUCAUAGUAUUUCAGUAGACAUUACAUUAACAAUUUCAACUAUUAUGCGUGCCCACUGAUGAUACUUGAAGUGUGAGUUGCUUAUCUAAAGAAUCUAUGAGAAAACUCUGGUCUCUCAGAUGAUGAAAAGAGACUACACUUGUGAUACAGUGCAGCCAUUCAUGCUUUUGUCUUAUUGUUUUUAAAAUUGCAUGUUUUUUUAAUA
This is a messenger RNA of Callorhinus ursinus (northern fur seal), 5549 nucleotides long. It is a transcript of the gene CCDC141, whose product is annotated as coiled-coil domain containing 141. Lineage: Eukaryota; Metazoa; Chordata; Mammalia; Carnivora; Otariidae. The record is from RefSeq and is a predicted model, not a curated record.